AUGUGGGAGUUAGAAGAAGAAAAUGAAGAGUUGCAAAAGAAGUUAGAAGAAGAAAAAGAAAAAGGAAAAGCAAGAGAAAGAUGGUUUAGAAAUAAAUUAGAAGAAGAAGGAAAAAGAUAUGAUAUAUUAGAUUCAGUUCAACUUAUUUUCUUGAGAUUCAGAGGUUUGAAAUCUUUCAUUCUAACAGUUGUCGCAAAACUUUUUGGAUCAUUGGGGCCUAGUUUAUGCAUGUAUAGAGGUGCCGAGUAG
This is a messenger RNA of Dentiscutata erythropus, 249 nucleotides long. NCBI's taxonomy places the organism in Eukaryota, Fungi, Glomeromycota, Glomeromycetes, Diversisporales, Gigasporaceae. The record is from the annotation of a GenBank genome assembly.